This is a messenger RNA of Sardina pilchardus (European sardine), 1308 nucleotides long. RefSeq names its product phospholipid phosphatase 7a (inactive) (gene plpp7a). Gene Ontology annotation, molecular function: sphingosine-1-phosphate phosphatase activity. The transcript is spliced from 2 exons. NCBI's taxonomy places the organism in Eukaryota, Metazoa, Chordata, Actinopteri, Clupeiformes, Clupeidae. The record is from RefSeq and is a predicted model, not a curated record. Gene Ontology annotation, cellular component: nuclear envelope. The coding region runs from base 184 to 1041 and encodes 285 amino acids.
GUGGGUGCGAUUCGGAAGAAAGCCAGUUGUCCUGGCUAUUUAUAGGACAGCUGGAGAAGAAGUCGCAGGAGUUACUACAGCUAUUUCUGACCAGAUAGAUUCAUUUGGGUCUAUCUGCGGUUGUCGUGCACACAGUACAUUUAUUUGGACGGUCAAAAACAUAUCACUGGUGAUUCAAUCAAGAUGCCAGUGACGCAAGGUCGAUCCAGAAGAGAUCGGAACAAUGUUCUGAACCGACCCGAGUUCAUUUCACUGAACCAGCCGUUAAGGACUAAUAACGCAGAAGUUCGAGGCUCCGGCCGCAGGGCUCCUAAACAGCCAUGUCAACACCAGGCGUCCGAGAGCGCGCCGCCGGAGUCCUCCGAGAAUAACAAAGAGCGCCGGGAAUCUAUCAAGCUACCGGACGAGGACUGCAUGCAGCUCAACCCGUCUUUUAAAGGCAUCGCCAUGAACUCGCUCCUCGCUAUUGACAUAUGUAUGUCCAAGAGAAUGGGGAUCUGCGCGCACAGCACGUCUUCGUUCGGCAGCAUGCGCUCCAUGGUGAAGCUGCUGGCACUCACGGGCCACGGCAUCCCCUGGGUCAUCGGCACGAUCUGGUGCCUCACGCGGAGCAACACGCUGGCCGGGCAGGAGGUUCUGAUUAACUUGCUUCUGGCGCUCCUGCUGGACAUCAUGACGGUGGCGGGGAUGCAGAAGCUGGUGAAGCGCAAAGGUCCCUGGGAGAUGGCGCCCAGCUUCCUGGACUACAUGGCCAUGGACGUCUACUCGUUCCCCGCGGCGCACGCCAGCCGCGCCGCCAUGGUGACCAAGUUCCUGCUGGCGCACCUGGUGCUGGCCGUGCCGCUGCGCAUCCUGCUGGUGCUGUGGGCGGGGCUGGUGGGCGUGUCCCGCGUGCUGCUCGGGCGACACCACCUCACGGACGUGGGCUGCGGCUUCGCGCUGGGCUACCUGCACUACACGCUGGUGGAGAUGGUGUGGCUCUCGUCCACCACCUGCCAGACCAUCAUCUCACUCGGCUCCUUCAGCUGGAUACCCAUCUAGCCCCCCCCUCCACACCAGCCAAGCCCCCCCAGCACCAGUCUGUCUGCGCCUGCGCUCGUUUCUUUAUGGGUGUUUGUUUGUUUGUGUGUUUUGUUUGUUUUGGUUUCAUUGGUUUGAUUGAUGUUGUUUAGCCCAUUCUGUUACCCUGUUGUUUCCACAUUCUGAUUUUGUUUAUACGGACCGACAGUGAAUCAAAUGUUCCAAACUAACUACCCAAGUAGUGAAUCAAUUUAGGUUACUCAUCAAACAAAGGGAAAUGUCCUUUUU